CUUGGAUGUUGGAACGAUGGAGUGCGCAGGGCAGGGCAGGGCAGGGCAGGCCAUGGCAGUGGGUGUGGGUGGAGCGGGGUGUGUGCGCUCCACGCUCGGGAGGGCUCGGCUGUGGAAUGCAUGACAGACAGUCUAUCAUUCGAGGGCCAACGACCAACAUCGACAGUACCGCUGACUCUUAGGUGUUAUUGCCUCCCGCGGCUUCACGUCACAAAAGUUAUCAAAAAACUACCUCCUAGCAGGACCGAGGUAUUACGGUGUUCACUACGGCAUCGGCAAACGGAAUACCCAAGCAAGAGGAAGAGGAAGAAGGGGGAGAAGAAGCGUCACAAUGUCUUCGUCACUCAACCUCCCGAUCCUGUCCAUCCCAUUCUACUACGCCCUUGCCAUCUUCCCCCAUGGCUGGGCCAUCACCCGAGCCUCCAAAGGCAAUAUGAGACGCCACGAUAAUCGAAACCCUAAAGGUUCCUCGUAUCAAGAGGCUCUCAAGAAGCGCCUCACUGCGGCUGAGUUUGCAGCGUUUGAGCGCGCCGAGUCCUGUCACAGGAAUCAUCUGGAGAACAUGCCUCUAUACGUUGCUGCCGUAUUCGCUGGCUUGCUGGCAGAGAACAAGCUAGGCAAGGGCAGCAUUGGACUCGAGAGCUUUGUUUAUGGAUGGAACCUGAUCAGGAUCCUCUACACGGCAAACUAUCUGACCACCGAGACGAAACUGUGGAGUUACUUAAGGAGCUUGUUGUAUUUCACAGGGACGGGCUGGGCCUUUGCCAUCUUGUACCGGGCUGCAAAGGCGAUCGGAGAACAGGUCUGAGCAGUGCUCGAGUCCUCUCAGGGCCGACAUGGCAGCUAUUCGUGGGCUCAGUCAACAGCAGAAGAGAAUAGUCUUGCUUGAUCUGACCUUCUCUUGAGCUUUUCUGCAAUCGGCCUUUGAAACGCUUCGCUCCGUCUCGCAUGUUUUCCAGAUCGUGGUCAGCUCGCGAGUCCCAAUAGUCUAAGGCAGGACUUCGAGAGUGUGCAUAUCCCGAUGCGGAAGAUAAUCGUCUGGUCGUUUCCCAAUCCAGCAACGAAUUUGGCAACAUGGCUAGCAGAACACAAGACACGAGGAGGAGGAGACGUUGGACAUUAUCUGGUCAGCAAUCGCAACUAAGGUACCCAAUUGAGUCCUCGACAUAAGAAACGCACCCACGAUCACGUGGCCCUGAACUUCGGUACUUCAGAAACUCAACCUUUGCUCUUCCCAAAUAUACCAAAAUGUGUCUCUGGUUAAUAUUCAAUCCAUAACGGCGCCCGGUACGCGGCAUCCAAUCUUCGUAGGGACAGAACCUGAUCCCCGUACUAACACUCCCACCACAGCACCUCUCCCCCCUGCUCUCUCGUUUCACUCGGAUGAAGCAUCCUCCCACUAGCACCAUCCUGCGCCAAGUCACUCGCCGUUCGACUCUUCUUCCUCCUCCAGAAGGAGAAGCAGCCAUAUUCUGCUGUUGUCUUUGCAGGAGAGAUUUCGAACCCUACAAACUUCCUCGACCCUUCUGGCAUUUUGCUCGCUUGCACCUGACACCAUUUCUCUGCAUUCGCUACAGCUUGAUUGUGGUAGCGAAAACAACUCGACGAUCUCCGGUGGACUGUGGUGCCGUUUGUAGAUUGGACGUAAGACUUGUAAUGCACAAUAGUGCUGUUCGGGAAGGCUUUGGAGAACAUAUUCUUUCCCUUCGAACUUCUUGUUUGCGGUAUUGGCCCUCUCGUGCUUGAUCUGGUGGUAGGCUCGAUUUGUUC
Messenger RNA from Sphaerulina musiva SO2202, 1770 nucleotides. RefSeq lists its product as uncharacterized. The transcript has a single exon. Gene Ontology annotation, cellular component: membrane. Lineage: Eukaryota; Fungi; Ascomycota; Dothideomycetes; Mycosphaerellales; Mycosphaerellaceae. The record is from RefSeq and is a predicted model, not a curated record. Bases 332 to 808 code for a protein of 158 amino acids.